Messenger RNA from Onychostoma macrolepis, 4228 nucleotides. It is a transcript of the gene c1qtnf6b, whose product is annotated as C1q and TNF related 6b. Gene Ontology annotation, molecular function: protein binding. Bases 1246 to 1974 code for a protein of 242 amino acids. The transcript is spliced from 3 exons. The record is from RefSeq and is a predicted model, not a curated record. NCBI's taxonomy places the organism in Eukaryota, Metazoa, Chordata, Actinopteri, Cypriniformes, Cyprinidae.
CUCUGUGUUACAGCGAACACAAAUAAACCCAGAGAGAGCACAGGGUCAGAAGAACAUGCUCGGAUUUCAUGUGUUCAUGUUUCGUCCCACUGCUGUCUGGAGAAGCAAACGUAUCAUCAGCCGCUCAACUUCCUGCUGGUGAUUCAUUCUGCAGCCCGAGGCCUGUGGGUUUUUCCAGAGUUUGUGAGCGUCUGGGGAAUCACUGAUUGAAGUGGAGGAGGACGAGCGAGGACAGGGAGGAGAAAUAAACUGUGUGUGUGUGUGUGCGUGUGUGUGAGUGAGCGUGUGUGUGUGUGUGUGUGUGUGUGUGUGUGUGUGUGUGUGUGUGAGCGUGUGUGUGUGUGUGUGUGAGUGAGUGAGUGAGUGUGUGUGAGUGAGCGAGUGAGUGAGUGAGUGUGUGUGUGUGUGUGUGUGUGUGUGUGUGUGUGUGUGUGUGUGAGUGUGUGUGUGUGUGUGUGUGUGUGUGUGUGUGUGUGAGUGAGUGUGUGUGUGUGAGUGUGUGUGUGUGUGUGUGUGUGUGUGUGUGUGUGUGUGUGUGUGUGUGCGUGAGCGUGAGCGUGUGUGUGUGUGUGUGUGUGUGUGUGUGUGUGUGUGUGUGAGUGUGAGUGUGAGUGUGUUUUUGUGAAAAGUCAGGACAUAGAUGUGUAUAAUGACGAGGGUAUGGCAGGUAUUACAAGGUGAAGGUGGCAUCUCAGGACAUUGACCCAUGUCCCCACUUUUCAAAACGCUUAUAAAUCACUCAGAAUGAGGUUUUUUGGGGAAAGUUGAAAUGCACAGUUUCCUGUAAGGGGUAGGUUUAGGUGUAGGGUUGGUGUAGGGCAAUAGCACAUACAGUAAGUACAGUAUAAAAACCAUUACGCCUAUGGAGAGUCCCCACUUUUCACAAAAACGAACAUGUGUGUGAGUGAGUGUGUGUGUGUGAGUGUGUGUGUGUGUGUGUGUGAGUGUGUGUGUGUGUGUGUGUGUGUGUAUGUGUGUGUGUGUGUGUGUGUGUGUGUGUGUGUAUGUGUGUGUGUGUGUGUGUGUGUGUGUGUGUGUGUGUGUGUGUGUGUGUGUGUGUGUGUGUGUGUGUGUGUGUGAGCGUGUGUGUGAGUGUGUGUGUGUUAAAGCGUGCUUGAUUAAUCAUGCCAUUGAAACACUAACCAGAGAGAGAGAGAGUUUGUUGUAGAACAUGUCAGAUGUGAAUGAACAUGUUCAUCUUCAGCUCAGGCUCCUGAGGAUCUUCAUUUCAGUGAAGGUGUCGUGAUGUUGGCUGUGUUUCUGCUGCUGCUGGCCUCCGUGGCAUCCGUCCCGUCUCCCUCCAGACCCACGCCCAGGUACUGCCGCAGGUGCUGCGAUCACCUGGACCCGCCCCUGAGCCCCGCCCCCCCGCCUGCAGCCAAUCACACGCCGGAGAUCCGCACCAUCAUUAACAUGACCAUCCUCAAAGGGGAAAAAGGAGAGCGUGGGGACAGAGGGACGCCUGGCAAAGCCGGAGUGGACGGACCCCCUGGACUCAGAGGUGUGAUGGGGCCCAAAGGCAGUAAAGGAGACACUGGGGCCCCUGGAGACCCCUGCAAAAUCCAGCAGUCGUCUUUCUCCGUGGGCCGACGCAAAGCUCUGCACAGCGCCGAUUACUACCAGGCCCUGAUCUUCGACACCGUCUUCGUCAACCUGGGCGAACACUUCAACAUGUUCAAGGGCAAGUUCUACUGCUUCGUCCCGGGAGUCUAUUUCUUCAACGUCAACAUUCACACCUGGAACUUCAAGGAGACGUACCUGCACCUGAUGCACAACGAGCGGCAGCAGGUGAUCCUGUACGCACAGCCCAGCGAACGCUCCAUCAUGCAGAGCCAGAGCGUCAUGCUGUCGCUGGAGCUCAACGACGAGGUCUGGGUCCGGCUCUACAAGCGCCAGCGCGACAACGCCAUUUACAGCGACGACGUGGACAUCUACAUCACCUUCAACGGACACCUGGUGGCUCCUAAAGUCUAGGAGUGUGUAGAGGAACAGCCACACUGCAAAAAAAAGCCUUCUCUUACUUAGUAUUUUUGUCUUGUUUCUAGUCAAAAUAUCUAAAAAUUCUUAAAUUAAGAUGCAUUUACUUGGUAAGCAAAACAACGAAACAAAACAAAACAAGAUAUUUAGCCUUGUUUCGAGGGGAGAAAAUAAACUAAAUUAAGUGCAUUUUUCUGAAAACAAGUCAAAUUAUCUGCCUGCGGGUAAGUAAAAUAUUCACAGCGAUGCCAACAAAGAACCAUUCAGUCAAAGGUUCUUUAAAGAACCAUCUCUUUCUUACCUUUUUAUAAUCUGAAGAACCUUCUUUCGCCACAAUGAAACAGAAACAAGGUUCUUCAGAUGUUAAAGGUUCUUUAUGGAACCAUUUAGACAAAAAGGUUCUUCUGUGGCAUCGUGAAGCACCUUUAUUCUUAAGAGUGUACUGGCAGAUAAUUGUACUUAUUUUAAGCAAAAUUUUAAACAUUUAGUCCCCCCCCCCCCCCCAAGAAACAAGGAUAAUAUCUUGAGUUGUUUUGUUUACCAAGUAAAUGCAUCUUAAUUUAAGAAUAUUUAAAUAUUUUGACUAGAAACAAGACAAAAAUACUAAGAUAAGCCUUUUUUUUUGCAGUGCAGAGACGUGCGUGUGUGUGUGUGUGUGUGUGUGUGUGUGAAUGAACCUUUAGCUUUUCAAUUGAACACACUGCUGUUGAAGAAAAAUCCUUGAAAGGCAUAAAGAGUUUUACAGUGUUUGAUUCGAGCUGCUGAGCAGCCUGUCGAUUAACAGUGAGCAGGACUUUAUUCCAGACAAACGGGACUGUGUAUUUCAAAAUGAAUCAGGUCAAUCCAGCAGGAUGCGUUUCAUUCUCCUCCUCCACUCCCUGUGAUCAGUGAACGAAUCUGAGCGCUUCAAUCUUCCAGAUGUUAGGAAGCUGAUGGCCGCAUGUUACACGCUGGAGUUUACGCUGUGUCAGAAAACACUGAAGAUGCUGCAUCUGAUCAAAAAGUAGAAAAGGUCCAACUUACAUAACAAAUUUAGGUUAUAGAAACAUUGCAGGAACAUUGUUUUGAAUGUUUCUAAAACAUUAAAAUGUCCAGAAAAAUGUUUCUUGCAAUGUUCAAGUACAAAUAACAGCAUAAAGACAUUUUGAGAAUGUUGUUCCAACAUAUAAAUCAAAUAUUAAUACAUUGUCAUUUAGCAGAUGCUUUUAUCCAAAGCGACUUACAAAUGAUAAUAGAAGCAAUAAAAACCAACAAAAGAGCAAUAAUAUGCAAGUGCUAUGACAAGUCUCAGUUACUGUAACGCAGUACACAUGGCAAGGUUUUAUAUAUAUGUAUAUAACAAAAAGAAAACAAGUGGAUAGAAUAGAAAAAGAAUAGAGAACGCUACGGUUAGAGGCCUUUUUUAAAAAGAAAACAAGCAGUUAGAAAAUGAAUAGUGAGUGCUAGAGGGUUAGAGGGUCAAAUAAAGUUAUAUAAAUGUUACAUAAACAUUUCUUUAAGAAUGUUUUGUCCUUUUAAAUUACUUUUAUCAAAAUAUAUUUAUAUAACUUUUUAAAAAUGUUAACCAGCAUUGGUCCAAAGUUGACCGACCGACGAGGCAUGUCCUGAAAAUAAUUCUAUCGUAUUCUCAUUUGAUUUUAAACUGAUCCAACUCUUUACACUUCUUCCCUUGAACUCAAAACUCAUCUCUCAAACUGAGUUCAGUGUAAAGUCCAGUUUGUAAACACAGUAAAGAGCCGUUAACCCACAGAUGUGGUUUCUUUCUUCUGUGGAACAAAAGACGUUCUGAAGAAGAGCAUGGUCUCUCUUUAACUGUGAUGAAAGAUGCUGAGGAAAGGGACUGAAAAGCAUCAGAAAAGCAUAAAAUAACAAUACUAAUAAUAAUAAUCAUAAUGCUCUGAGAUCAGCGUUGUGAUGAUCUCUGUGAAUCUAAUCUCAGUUCAGAUCUCACAAUCAGCUCCACUGGUUUCCCUGUGAAACACACGCUUCUGUCUGAGAUUCAGUUUCAGGGAAAUAAAGUCCUUCGCUGGACUGAUGUCAUGAAACCGGGAGGUUUUUGUUUUUCAUGUUCAUUAGGUGCCUAAAAUGACCUCGUCAAGGUUUCUCUGAGGUUUUUCCAGGAACUGGUGCUAAACUGUACGUUUGCAGAUUUUCUGCAGGGGAAAGCAAGUAUUUCUGUAUUCUCACUUGUUUUUGCUCGUUUUUACCUGUGUAUGUUUAUACUGUUUCUAUUAAAUUCAGCAACAAAAUA